UUCCCUUAGUAUUUUUGUUCACGAUAUCAGCUUUGCUUUAUACUUUUGUUUUUAUGAACAUCCAUUAAGGGAGGCCUCAUAGAUCCUGUGCAGAGCGAGCCAAACAAAUACAAUCAUCCCCACAUAAUACACGUGAGCAUCAUGGACAGGUUGUGAGCUAUAAGGAAUACAAGCUUUGCUUUCUCAGCCAAAAUAUGCUACCAUUCGAGUAAUGCUAAUGCUGCUACAACAACUGGACAGCUUCUCAGCCGUAAACUGUACCAGCUUCGAGUUCUCCUCCAUCUUCAAGUUGUUUUUGAUUGAAGGCUUGAUAGAUCCUGUUACAAGAUUGUUUGUGGGCAACCCAGAUACUAUUCAUCAUUAUACCUAUGCAACCGCAACUACACGAGCUAUGAAGGAGUAGCAGGGCUGCAGAAACAGGAGAUUAGACUUUUCAAGCUUGAGAAGACUGCAAUAUGCAGCCCCUUGAAAGUGGUGAUGAAAUAGUGCAAAUGGAGGAAAAAGUAGCACUUCCAACUCUAGUGUGGGACUCUGCUUGUGAUGAUAGCUCUGAUAUUGCACAAGUAUUUCCCCGAAUUGGAGAUCAAUAUCAAGUCAAAAUACCACCUUUUGAUCCCUCCAGGAUUUGCUACUGGAAUGAAGGUAAGGAUAGCAAGGUGAAGGAUGAUGACUAUGAAGAACUGUUUGCCGAAGGACUGUCUGUGCCAAUAAUGCAGAUAACAAUCUCUUCACCCAAGAUUUCGCUAGCUGAGUCUGAGAAGGACUGCAGAAAUGAACCAUCUGUGGAGAGCCUAGUUGUUACAAAGGAGUUGACAAAAUCAGAGGUAAAAUUGGAACAUGGGUUUGAGCAGGAUUCAUUUGAAGAGAGAGAUGAAAGGUGCAUCCCGGAGAACAACUUUGUUGAUAACAUGCAUAUUACCCAGGACCAUGUAGAUUCUUCUAUGGUAUAUACAAACUUAGAAAUUCCAUUAACUAAAAGAGAGCCAGAUGAUGUUGGUAUAGAGUCUGCAGAUGCAGUUAAUAAUGCACCUGAUGCACUUUCCUCUGGUAAAGGGCGGCGAAGACGCAAGGGAAAAGGAAGUUGGAAGAGAGUAAAGAAGGCAAAGGUUGAGUUGUCAAAAGCUAGUAAACAGAAAUUUGAGCCUAGUGGUCAUAAUGAUCACAGAGAAAAAAAUUUGAAUUCAGGAAGCUUUAUAAUGGUUCCUGGUAGCGCACCUGAACCUUGGACAGAGACUGAAGAGGAUGUUUUUCUCCUUGCGUUGUACAUAUUUGGCAAAAACUUCACCUCAGUGCAAAGUUUCAUGGAGACAAAAAAAAUGAAAGAUAUCCUAGUGUACUAUUAUACUAAAUUUUAUGGAACAGAAUCCUAUUGCAGGUGGGCAGAGUCUAGAAAAAUUAAAAGUAGAAAAUGCUUUCAAGGACAGCGCAUUUUCUCUGGAUGGCGUCAGCAGGAGUUGUCAAUGCGCUUGCUUCCUCAUGUACCUGAGCAUUUGAAAGAUAAGAUACCAGAUGCCAUGAAAGGAUUCAAUGAAGGGCGGGUUACUAUUGAAGAAUUUGUAAACGAGCUGAAAACACUAGUGGGGCUAAUUACAUUUGUUCAAGCAAUUGGAAUUGGUAAAGGAAACCAUGACCUAACAGCACCUCUUAUGGACCCCAUGAAAACUAAUCAGGUUGUUUCUGCACGCUGUGAAAUCCCAAUGGGCAGAGCAUGCUCUUCACUUUCUGCUGAAGAGAUUGUCAAAUUCUUAACCGGAGAUUAUCGUCUUAGCAAAGCACGAUCUAAUGACUUGUUUUGGGAAGCAGUGUGGCCCCGUCUCUUGGCAAGAGGGUGGCAUUCUGAGCAACCUGACGAUCAGGCAUUUUUAGGUUCUAAACAAUCUUUAGUCUUCCUCAUCCCUGGUGUACAGAAGUUCUCAAGAAGAAUCUUAGUGAAAGGGGUUCAUUAUUUUGAUUCCCUGAGUGAGGUUUUGAGUCGGGUAGCAUUAGAACCAAGGUUGCUUGAUCCCCCAAAGCCAGAAAUGGGUGAAAUGAUGGGAAGCAAACUGAAGCCAGAAUGUCUCUGGACUGCUGAGAUUCUAGAGGAACAAAGUGAUCGCAUGCGAGAAUCCCCAUGCUAUCUUCAACCAAGAUAUCACAGAAGUGAUAUAGAGUCUUAUGUGUUUACAAUAAUUGACACAAGUUUGGCCUCAGAAGGAGAGGAUAUAGGUUGUGUUCGACAAAACAGAAUGUUACCCACAGAAGAUCUAUCAGCCUGUCUUCAAUAUGAUUCUGGGGAAACAGAAGAUCUGAAUUCAGAGUUACUUCUGAGUAUGGAAGCGAAAGUUUGUAAACCUUCAAUCCUGGAUCCAUUGAGCACCAAUCCAGCUGAGUCUGUACCAGCUAUUACACACAAUGAGAACUCAGCAGAGCUUGAUGACAUAUUCACAGCGUCACCAUCACAUAGCAGCGCUCUUCCAUCAUCACAAUCUGAACAGAAUGGUAAUUAUAGCACUGGUCUAAUUUUGCAAACUGGUCCUUCAGCACCGAUUUCAGAAGAAGGCACAGUUUACUCAUCAUAUAGUGGCAGAGGUAGAACCUGGGAACCAAAUGAAGAAGGAUGCAGUUAUCCUAAUAUUCAGGACACUUGUGAUGUGGUUUCACAUGAUGAGGUGCCAUUUUCAUGUAAUAAUCUUUCCUCUAUCUCAAAACAGAGGAGACUGAAUAUAUCCAGUUGUGGUGACUGUGAAACAACAGAUUCUAGAUUGAUAGGAUCCAGUGCUGCCACAGAGCAUCAACUUGUUACAUCUGGCCUAGAAGUGAAGUCUGAAACCAGUAAAGAAACCCCUUCAUCUGUAGUAGAAAUUGCCACAUUAGAAAAAGGCAAAUCCAUAAUGACUUCAACUCAACCAAACGACAAGAAAAGUGAUCGAGAUCUUUCAACUCUUCAAAGUGAAUGUUUGUCGUCUUUCAGUAGGACUAGUAAUAAUGCGCUAUGUUCUAAAGUUAAACUAUGCAGGGUCAAAUCUCAAAAUUCACCCGAUUCAACCUCUCCUCAAGAUCCUUCAGAGAGUGUGAUGCUGAGUACUAUCUCAGGAAUGGAAACUGCACACAUGGGACCUACAAAGUCAGAAGACAUUUCUUUAUCUGAACAUGAUACUGGACACUCUCAAGAAAAGGCAACUGAUUUGCAACAACAGUCCUCAAGUCCAACAUAUGAAGAUGCUUGGAAAUCACCAUACUCUCACUUGAAGCAAGAAUCUAGGCAUUACCAAGAGCAACUAAAUGACUUACAAGCAGCGCCGGGGGGCAGCCCUUUUGAGGAAUGUGUGAAUUUUCAAAAUUCACACCCCCAGAAGAUUCCCAUACUUUCUCAGGAGCAUCCCAAUGAACCAGGGAAAACGCAAUCUCUAAGUCAUAUUCCAGGUGAUGGCCAGCCUCAUGAGAUGCUGGAAAAUAAUGCACAAGAGUCUCAAGCGGAAGGACGAAGGCAAAGUACUAGGAAUCGCCCAUUGACUGCAAAGGCAUUGGAAGCAUAUGCAUCUGGUUUCUACUCUGCAAGACGGCGAAAAGGUGGGAAGAAUAAUGCCAACACAGAUAGUUCUCAUACCACAACCAUAUCUAGGAAGUGUAUAUAUGACCCUAGCUUUUUGCCUAAUGGAUCUAGCUUAGAUAAUAAUAGUGAUAUCACUAUAGUGGAUACAAGUAUGGACUCUGUUGAUGGAGAAGGAAACAAUGAUUGUCAGGUAGAGCGUAAAGCUCGAAAUGGUUACAAGAGGAGAAGAACCCAUGCUGUGAUGAAAGUUCCAAAGACAGGCUUUUACACAGAAAAUUUAGAACAGGAUGGAAAGGAAGAUGUGGUUAGUGGAAUAUUGGUUUCUGAAAUAGUGAACUAGGAGCUAAAUAUCUAGAAGAAGCAGUAGCAUGAGCUUUCAAAGAAUGCAGAACCUUUCAAGUCAAAUUUGCAGAUAUCAAGAAACUUCUGUAUGUAAAAAUCAGCACAGAUACGCUUUCUAGUUUCUAUUGAUGGUGUUAAAGAUGGAACGAGAAAAGAAAUCUGAAAUCUAUUUGUUUCCUAAAUUCAUAUUGGCUUGAUAAGAAUGCUACUCACCAUCGGCUAGGUGCAUCAAGUAAUGUAGCAGCUACUGAGAGGCCACUUCUUUCUGGUUUAUGUUUACAGUGGCUAUAAUCCUCAAAAUUGAAGACCUGAUAGACACAUUGUCAUUGUAAUCAUCUUUGUGGAGCUGAAUUACAAAUCACCGUGUUCAUAAACUUUUUAGUGAAAACUUUCAGUAUAAUGAGGAGCAACUGGCUUGUCUGCUAGAAUGAGGAUUUACCACUUUAAGCCAUAUUUUGAAUUGUCUUUUCAUUCUUGCAAAGAUAAAGGUCAAAGAUACUAUUUGGUAAGCUUUUUCAGUUGCUAGGUUAUCUUUAAUGUAGACACCCCAAUUAUUACAUGUCCUUGAGCUUCAAAUAACAUAUAUUUCUUUUCCUUU
Molecule: messenger RNA, 4472 nt
Organism: Cryptomeria japonica (Japanese cedar)
Lineage: Eukaryota; Viridiplantae; Streptophyta; Pinopsida; Cupressales; Cupressaceae
Exons: 5
Coding region: 456-3872 (1138 amino acids)
Cellular component (GO): nucleus
Molecular function (GO): transcription corepressor activity
Source: RefSeq, a predicted model, not a curated record